Messenger RNA from Chenopodium quinoa (quinoa), 1389 nucleotides. Its product is annotated as methylsterol monooxygenase 2-2. The record is from RefSeq and is a predicted model, not a curated record. Gene Ontology annotation, molecular function: C-4 methylsterol oxidase activity; iron ion binding. Bases 300 to 1103 code for a protein of 267 amino acids. Gene Ontology annotation, biological process: sterol biosynthetic process; 4-alpha-methyl-delta7-sterol oxidation. Lineage: Eukaryota; Viridiplantae; Streptophyta; Magnoliopsida; Caryophyllales; Amaranthaceae. The transcript has 7 exons.
UAACAUCAUAACAUAAUAACAAUAUCAUUACCACUUGAAAUUAAUAACCUUAUAAUUGCUCUAUAGUAAAAUAAAAAAUAAAUAAAAAAUCAGCAAAAAGGUAAUUAAAAUUAAGUUAAAAAUAAUUAAUUAAAAACAAAAGUAUUCGGGCAAGAAAGAGCAGAAAAUUCUGAUAGAUUCCCUCCCCUACUUGACAGUUGUGUCGCCCCCAUCUUUCUCUCUCUUCUUCUGCUUCUCUCACAUCACAAAUUCUUCUUUCUUCUCUUUCUCUCUCCUCCGAAGAUCGGAGUUCGUCUUCAAUGGCGUCGCUCCUUGAAUCUGGAUGGCAGUAUCUGGUAACUCAUUUCAGCGACUUUCAAUUGGCUUGCAUCGGAAGUUUCAUCCUUCAUGAGAGUGUCUUCUUCUUAUCAGGACUUCCUUUUAUAUUCCUUGAGAGGGGAGGAUACCUUAGCAAAUACAAGAUACAGGCUAAAAAUAACCCUCCUGAGGCUCAACAGAAAUGUAUAACACGGCUAUUGUUGUAUCAUUUUUGUGUCAACCUGCCGGUGAUGCUCUUGUCGUAUCCUGUCUUUAGAGCUAUGGGGAUGCGAAGUAGUCUACCCCUGCCUUCCUGGAAAGAAGUGGUGCCUCAGAUAAUAUUUUACUUCAUCCUUGAAGAUUUUGUGUUUUACUGGGGGCACAGGAUAUUGCAUACAAAGUGGCUAUACCAGCAUGUUCAUAGUGUCCAUCAUGAGUAUGCUACUCCAUUUGGACUGACUUCUGAAUAUGCUCAUCCAGCUGAGAUACUGUUCCUUGGCUUUGCAACAAUUGUUGGACCUGCCAUCACAGGUCCCCAUUUGUUUACUCUUUGGUUGUGGAUGGUGCUUAGAGUGCUUGAGACCGUUGAAGCACAUUGUGGUUAUCACUUUCCUUGGAGCCCAUCAAACUUUUUCCCUUUAUAUGGAGGUUCUGAUUUUCAUGACUACCAUCAUCGUCUGUUGUAUACAAAGUCUGGGAACUACUCAUCGACAUUUAUGUACAUGGACUGGAUUUUUGGCACUGACAGAGGUUACAGAACAUUGAAGGCACUUAAGACUGUUGAAGUUGAUGGCAAGAAAAUGUAAGAAGCUAAAGAGUUAAUUUUUGGUGCCAUUCGCUCAUUCUGUGGAGGGAAUGGAUUACAGUCAAUCUUAGUAUUAUCCCGUUCCUUUGUUCUAUGUUGUGUGUAGUGACCCCAAGGUAUUCCAUUUCUUUGAUCUAUGUCAUAUGAAGUGACCGCAGCCUCUGUCAUGUGUUUAAUUACUUUUUGGUUUGAGGUGUGUUGGCGGUUAGAACGCUUGUUCCUUCUAUUUCUUCAAUGAAUGAAAUUCUUGGUUAUAAUUAAAGUUAUGUUAUUUUGUUGCUUUUUAA